Messenger RNA from Alternaria burnsii, 1956 nucleotides. RefSeq lists its product as uncharacterized. The transcript is spliced from 2 exons. The record is from RefSeq and is a predicted model, not a curated record. NCBI's taxonomy places the organism in Eukaryota, Fungi, Ascomycota, Dothideomycetes, Pleosporales, Pleosporaceae. The coding region runs from base 1 to 1956 and encodes 651 amino acids.
AUGCGGUCUUACCAUAUAUUCCGUAGUUGGGCCCUGGAAACUCUUACUGUUGCUCUUGCGAUUGUCCUCAUAGCCUCGAUUUCGGGCGUUUUAGCAUUCUACAAUGGCAAGCCGGUACCGAACUGGGGUAACAACUUAAACCUCAACGCUCUUCUUGCGCUUCUGUUAACGAUCCUUCGAGCUCUACUUGUGAUCAUCGUCGCUCAAAUAAUAUCGCAAAGGAAAUGGGACUGGUACAGCGUCAAAGAACCCCGACCAUUAGCAGAUCUACAGCAAUUCGAUUACGGUAGCCGCGGAGCAUAUGGCGCGAUGCUUCUAGUACCUACUGUUUUGUCCAAGGACCAUAUAACACUUAUGGCGGCACUUGUAUUACUUACGUCAUUCUUGGUGGGGCCUUGCGUCCAGCAGGCCAGCGGCAUAGCACCAUGCUCGCUCCCUAGCUCGAACAUCAGCGCGUCGCUUCCUUUCGCGCAUUGGGUACCAGGAGGUGGAAUAGACUUCCCAGAAACGAGUAUCCCUCAGCCAGAAAUCAUUGCCGCAAUCAUAUCGAGUGUCGUAUCACCCAACGGAAUCGAGAACCAGGUCAACAUGACCUGUCCCACGGGAAAUUGUACUUUCGGUGAUCUAAUUUCUGGAUGCUCUCGGGACAAAACCUUCAACGACGAUAACCGUACUGCACAUUCGACUGUUGGAAUGUGUAACAUAUGUACGGAUGUGGCGUCUCUCGUGACGCAAGCAGGAAUACCGACUUCAGACAAUCCUUGGUUGAAGUCGCUCACAUUACCUAACGGGUUCAAUCUCUCAAUAGACUCUCGAAACUCUUCUGUGGCUAUGAUGAGGCCAACCCCAGACCUUACUUGGAUGACACGCUUACUAACAGAUAGCGCCAGAGAGGCAUCUAGAUGGGCAUAUGUCAACGCAACCCUCUUGACUUCUGUCAGCAUCCCAAUCACUGCAUCUGUUUGCAGUCUAUAUCCGUGCAUGCGUACGUACACUAGCAUAAUUAAAGACAACCAGUUGCACGAGGAGGAAACGCAGUCUGAGAUCAUGCGCAUCGAUUCAGCCAGCCGCAGUGCAUACUUGGAUGAGAACAAUACUGCUCAUUUCAACUUUGGGGGGGAUCUCGAAAUCUUCAACGCUCAUUCGAACAACGAAUCCGGAUAUGCAUCAAUAAAGGCGCCCUGCCGAGUAGGCGAACGUACCUUCCACAUGGAGGAUCAAUUGCCUGAGGGUAUCAAGACAACGAAUCUAUCUCUGCUUGACUUCGGUAAAGAGAAACCUACCUCUAUCAACAUCACUUGGCCCAACCAGUGCAUCUAUCGGCAAGAUGCGAAGUUUGUUAAAGCAAUCGCCACGGUGAUGAAUGUUGAUAUUUUCGACGGUUACUGCGACGAUUUUCGGAUUUGCAUGAAAAAUGAGGUUUCUCAUGGGGAGAACUAUGACUCUUACAUGUCUAAUGUAGGUGUGGGUUCGAUACUCCGAUCGCUGGCUUCGAAUGAAACAACUCAUAAAACGGUCACGAAGAUCUUCGAUUCUAUCGCACAUGCCAUGACCAACAGAUUUCGAUUUCAAUACGGCAGCACGGCCCCAGCAGGUACCACAGCUGAGCUCUCAAUCUCAGACUUAGUCCAGGGGACAGCAUGGGAAACCAAAGUCUGCGUUUCGAUGCGUACAGAGUGGCUCCUUCUUCCCAUCGGCCUCACCUUGGUCACAUUCAUCCUUUCCAUGUGGACGAUCAUCACAAAUUGGCAACAUCGGCACAGCAUACCGAUUUGGAAAGAAAGUAUCCUGCCACUACUUUUCUACGGUCAGGAUAUCGCGCCACGAGAUGCUAAAGCUUUGCCUAUACAGCCUUCUGACAAAGACACGGGCGGCGACCAGGUGGAAGGGCUGAUGGAAGCGAGUACGAUGGCGGCUGCUAGCCGUAAGAUCAUGAUCAAGACAGCACUCCGCUAA